This is a messenger RNA of Naegleria lovaniensis, 789 nucleotides long. RefSeq lists its product as uncharacterized. The record is from RefSeq and is a predicted model, not a curated record. NCBI's taxonomy places the organism in Eukaryota, Heterolobosea, Eutetramitea, Acrasida, Naegleriidae. The coding region runs from base 1 to 789 and encodes 262 amino acids. The transcript has a single exon.
AUGUAUCGAUCAUUCUUCCUUAAUCUUGUGAUUUUGAAAAUUUUAACGACCGCCUUCAUUAUCUUUAUCAUUGGGUGGAAAGAUCAUCGUUUCGUGGAAUGUACCGCAACAGGCAACACAAAUACAGCGGAUAUGGACAUUUCAGUACUGUCUAGGUUUGCUGAUUCCAUCCAGUUGAGCGAAAGCGAUAAAAUUAAAACUGCACAUUUGGAGGCAGUGGUUCGGAAGGCUAUUGCCCUUAAGGUUGAGGAAGCGUUGAAAAACAAUACAGCCAGAGUAAUCCGAACGGAAGAUCCCUUCGGGCGUAAAUAUCAUGUUGAGGUUCCAGAAUAUAGUUUUCUGCAAAGCCUCACUGAUCCUAAUCAACAAGUUCAAGCUCUUAAUGUUGAAAGUUUAAAGGUAGACAAUAGCUCUCCUUACGCACAACAAGCGUUGGAAUUAGAUGCAUUGUUCUCCUCACUUGAACAAUAUCUAGGAACGAAACAAACAUCAUCAAUGUUUGCUUUUAAUUUAUACGAAAGCGAGCUGAUAAAAUCACAAGUUGAGGUUGAAGAGGCAACCAAUUUGUUCAUCCAAUACAUGAAGGAAUUCGAUACGGCUGAAACCAAAUUCAAAGCGACACAACAACUAUAUGAAGCUCAGAAAAAUGAUUUCAUGCCAAUAUUCGAAGCAUAUAAUCAAAAGGUUUCCGAAUUCAAUGACAUUGUAGAAAAGUAUAAUGAAAACAUCCAAGACAUUGAAGAUCAAAUUGAAAAAUUAGAAAUCCAAAGUCGAGUUGUGAUUGAAUAA